AUGUCGUCGAGUGUAGCCAAAGAUUUAGAGAAAAAGAUUGUUGCAUGGCUUGAUGCACAUGGAAACAAGAUUGAACUUAAUAUCAAAGAAGGUGAACUAAAACAAUGUACACCGACAAUGUUCACUUGUUCCACUCCUCAAACAUUUAUAAGCAUUAGCUUCAAACAUCCAAUUCUCAAAGAUAAGGUCAAUCUUGAAGAAUUACAACGAAAUUUCAGUUUCAUAGCGCUCAAUCAACUUUCAUUACCAGAUCUAGAUGUUCCAUCGAACUGGGAAGUUCAGCCACAAACAAGUAUGUCAUCGUUCGAUGAAGGUGUCACUAUUGAAGCAUAUGAAAAUGGUCGACUACGCGUCACUAUCGUUACACAAUUCUUUGCUAUCGAUGGUCAACAAGAACAGAGAAAUCCGAUUAUGGACAAACAAGCGGAUGAAGGCACCUAUUUUCAAGUGCGACGUGAUAUCAAGGGUACCAUUAAACUCGAUAUGCCACUUGUCUUCGAAUAA
Rotaria sordida is the source of this 504-nucleotide messenger RNA. NCBI's taxonomy places the organism in Eukaryota, Metazoa, Rotifera, Eurotatoria, Philodinida, Philodinidae. The record is from the annotation of a GenBank genome assembly.